Messenger RNA from Colletotrichum truncatum, 1161 nucleotides. Its product is annotated as aryl-alcohol dehydrogenase AAD14. The record is from RefSeq and is a predicted model, not a curated record. NCBI's taxonomy places the organism in Eukaryota, Fungi, Ascomycota, Sordariomycetes, Glomerellales, Glomerellaceae.
AUGUCGGGCCUUCAAACUUUGUUUGCACCGGCUCCCGAGCCCAAAACCGAACUCGGUCGCUAUCGUAUUCUCUCAUCCACGGCCGGUGUCAGGGUCUCCCCGCUAUGCCUGGGCGCCAUGUCCAUCGGCUCCGCGUGGUCGUCCUUCAUGGGUUCCAUGGAGAAAGAAGACUCAUUCAAGCUGUUGGAUGCGUUCGCUGAUGCCGGUGGAAACUUCAUCGAUACCGCCAACAACUACCAGAAUGAAGAGUCUGAAAAGAUCCUUGGCGAAUGGAUGACAGCCCGCAACAACCGCGACAUCAUGUUCAUCGCUACCAAGUUCACUACCCAAUAUCGCAAGCAAGACGUCGGACAGGGCAAAUGCGUCAACUAUUCAGGCAAUCACAAGAAGUCGUUGCAUCUCUCGAUUCGCGACUCUCUGAAGAAGCUGCAGACCGAUUACAUUGACCUGCUUUACGUCCAUUGGUGGGACUGGACAACGUCCAUCGAGGAGCUGAUGGAUUCCCUCCACAUUCUUGUUGAGCAGGGUAAGGUCUUGUAUUUGGGUGUUUCCGAUACGCCCGCUUGGGUUGUUUCUGCUGCGAACACCUAUGCAAAGGCGCACGGGAAAACUCCCUUCUCUGUUUAUCAGGGUCGCUGGAACGUUCUGAUUCGCGAUCUCGAACGCGACAUCAUCCCUAUGGCUCGUCAGUUCGGCAUGGCAAUCUGCCCAUGGGACGUCCUGGGAGGUGGCAAGCUGCAAACGAAGAAGCAAAUUGAGGAACGUCAAAAGGCAGGCGAGGGCUUGCGCGCCAUGUUCGGAAAUGAACAAUCCGAGGAUCAGCGCAAGGCAAGCGAAGUUCUUGAGGAAGUGGCCAAGGAGCAAGGAACUGAAAGUAUCCAGCAAAUUGCCCUGGCUUAUGUUAUGCAGAAGGCUCGUUACGUCUUCCCAAUUGUUGGCGGUCGCAAAGUCGAGCACUUGGAAGACAACAUUAAAGCCCUCAGCAUUCGCUUGACGGAGGAGCAGAUCAAGAAGAUUGAAAGUUUUAAGGAAUUCGAUAUUGGUUUCCCUAUGAACUUCAUCUUGGAAGAUCCUCGGGAGGGUGGGCCAACAGCUCCUUUGGUUGCUGCAUCUGCCCCGAUAGCCUGGCAGCGUUACGGCAAGGCAAUUGGCCAUGAGUAA